UGGUAAGAUUCUUUUAUAGACAGGCAGUAUCUUUAGAGAACUUGGUGGACGUCUAAGGACCCUGUGACUGAGUCGCUGAAUUCAAAAUUUCAAAACAAACCCUCGACUGUUGUUUCACCAUGCAAGUGAUUACAAUGACCGAUUUGGCAUUUUCUAACUGAACACAAUUUUGUUCUUCGGCAAAUGAAAAAUGGACGGGGGUGAUAAGAAAAUUUUGGGCAUAAAUGUGAAACCGGCGGACAUCUCAAAACUUCCUUCUAUCGACGAUUUCAUCGUUUUGAAACCUAUCAGUCGUGGUGCAUUUGGGAAGGUGUACCUUGCUAGGAAAAAGUGCAAUGAGCGCUUAUAUGCUAUUAAGGUGAUGAAGAAGGCCGACAUGGUUGAUAAGAACAUGAUGAGCCAAAUGAAGGCAGAGCGAGAUGCACUUGCUUUGAGCAAAAGUCCCUUCAUCGUUCAACUUUUUUACUUUCUUCAGACAGCCACCAAGAUCUAUCUGGUCAUGGAGUACCUGAUCGGUGGAGAUGUCAAAUCUCUUCUUCAUAUUUAUGGUUACUUUGACCAGGACAUGGCUGUUAAAUACAUCUCAGAGGUUGCACUGGCUUUGGACUACCUCCACCGUCAUGGCAUAAUCCACCGGGACCUGAAGCCAGACAACAUGCUCAUAUCCAACAAAGGUCACAUCAAACUCACAGACUUUGGUCUCUCAAAAGUCAAGCUCGACAGAGAGCUUAAUCUCAUGGAUAUCCUCACCACUCCAUCCUUGGCUAAACCGAAAAAAGAUUACUUCCGCACGCCAGGUCAAGUCCUCUCCUUGAUCAGCUCCCUUGGUUUUAACACACCUUCAGGAGAAGGCAAGCGUCACUGCAGCGCCUCUGUGGUGUCCAGCCCCAUGUCGUGUGGCAAAAUAAAACCAAAGAAUAACUCUCUUGGUUCUCCUUUGAUGAAGAAGACGGAUCAGCUAUUUUCUCCAUCUGAGAACCUUUUUAAAUUGGGGCCGAAGCCGAGAGUGUUUAGUCCUCACAACCUGACGAAAAAUCUGACGCCCACAUUGCUGAAUACCAGAAAGAGAUUUGAAACGCUGAGUGCGGGCAGCACCACAGACACUGAGGGCGGGGUCAGUCCCCUGUGGGAGUGUGAGGAGAAGGAAAACCAAUGCAUCACUCACCACAGAGGUAGAAGGCAGUCUGAGUCACAAGGCCAGGAAGAGGCCCGUGAAGCCACAAAGCUUAACAACUUUGGAGUGUCUGCUGAGAGCCAAUUGGGUCUUUCCAAUCAGUACCACCAGGAGAAGACCGGUGCGUCGGUGAGAACCGACUGUCAGCCUGCAGUCCCCUCCUCCGUGAAGAGGAGUUUUUCGGACAUAGAUGGAAGUCCAGAGCCGCCGUCGCACCGCGCCAAGAAGACCAACGCAGACUACAAGAGGUUCUGCGACAUUCCAGGGGCGACCGCGAGGUUUCACACCGGCCUGACGGGGACCUUUUCCGACAUCCAUUUGGAAGGUGGCUUCGUGCCCUGCCCCGGACGCGGGCCACCAAAGCGCUCCAGUCCCAUCGCUGUGGCCAAGAGUCUGUUCGGCGAGCUGGACGAGCCGCCGGAGGACGUGUUUGAGUACGCCGCCAGAGAUUUGUCCUACUCAAAUAUUGCGUCGCCCCUACCUGGGACCGGCGACAUCUGCCGGAGCCUGAGCCUGGACUUUGACGGGUCCAUGCACGACACGUCCCUCAACGUGGACAGCCAGGCAGCCGUCCGCCCGGGCAGCCGGGCAGAGAACCGGCACUCAGCGUCGUCCGAGGAAACCGAGCACAGCAAAGACGCUUUGGCGGCUAAAUCCCUGCCCAAGACCCCCUCGGUCGUCACGACCUGGACCCCGAAAGCUGUCCACCCGCGACGGAGGAGCGACUCCCAGUGCUCGUCCUCCUCCAGCCGACCCCUCGAUCCGGCCUGCGGCGCUGGACCGUCCCCCUCCUUCUGCCGGCCCCGGAACGUGGUGGCUUUCCGCAGCUACUGCAGCUCCAUCAACCGCUCCAACAUGUCGGCGGUGUCCAGACUCAGCGUAGAGGCCAUGGACGUGUCCACGCCGGCAUCGUGCCACUCUGCGUCUGGCACCGCAACACCAGUGCAAAAAAGAAGAAGCUGCAACAGCUCCGUUAAUCAGACUCCUCAGCCCAUGUCGACCUCCCACACGCCGUUCAGGACUCCAAAAAGUGUCCGAAGGGGAGCGCUGCCGGCCGAGGGUGUGCCCAUCCUGGGAACGCCGGACUAUUUGGCUCCAGAGCUGCUUCUGGGAAAACCGCACGACUGCAUGGUGGACUGGUGGGCGCUGGGCGUGUGUCUGUUCGAGUUCCUCACAGGCGUGCCGCCCUUCAACGACGAGACGCCCCAGCUGGUCUUCCAGAACAUUCUCAACAGAGACAUCCCCUGGCCCGAGGGAGAGGAGGAGCUGUGUGCCAACGCCAGAAACGCCACCGAGAUCCUCCUCACCAUGGACCUGACCAGGCGCGCCGGUCUCAAAGAGCUGAAGUGCCACCCCCUGUUUGAUGGGUUGGACUGGGACAACCUGCAGAACCUGCCGAUGCCUUUCAUACCUCAGCCGGAGGAUGAAACGGACACCUCGUACUUCGAGGCCAGAAACAACGCUCAGCACAUCGCCGUGUCCGGCUUCAGCCUGUAGCUGGAGGUGAAGUUUUAGAAAUUACUUAGCCAAUAAAUGACGAAGCCAAACAGGUCUUUUAGAAAUGACAACUUCUUAAUGGUUCUGAUUAUUUGUCUGUUCACACU
Menidia menidia (Atlantic silverside) is the source of this 2778-nucleotide messenger RNA. NCBI's taxonomy places the organism in Eukaryota, Metazoa, Chordata, Actinopteri, Atheriniformes, Atherinopsidae. The record is from the annotation of a GenBank genome assembly.